This is a messenger RNA of Diuraphis noxia (Russian wheat aphid), 531 nucleotides long. RefSeq lists its product as uncharacterized. NCBI's taxonomy places the organism in Eukaryota, Metazoa, Arthropoda, Insecta, Hemiptera, Aphididae. The record is from RefSeq and is a predicted model, not a curated record.
UCCGUCUUCAAUCAUACAUCUGCACAUUCUGCAUUAUAUUCACCAGACACUCAAAAACUAACUUACCAACGAAAUMACCAUGCAAUUUCAAGCAUCAUUCGCUCUGCUCGCCAUGGUCGUGUGCCUAGUCGCCGCCGAAACUAAGACGUCGCCAUCAUCGGCUCAAUCARACACCAACCGGAACAAACGGACGGUGAUCGUCCCGCUGGCAACCUCACCAUAUGUGGCCGCAACAUACGCCGCCGCCUCGCCUUACGUAGCCGCAUCGCCUUACGUGGCCGCGUCACCUUACGUGGCCGCACGAUACGCAGCCAGCCCUUACGUYGCCGCGCCAUAUGCUGCAGUAGCUUCGCSGUACGUCUCUGCUUACUCGACCUACCCGUACGUGGCCAAGACCUUGGCUUCCCCRUACACAGCUGCUUACUACCCAUGAAUGAACCGUCAGUCCAGCCACCGAAUCUAUAUACCUAUAUUAAAACGUUUAAUUGACUUUGAUAAGAGUACCUAUUUAUUAUUAUUAAAUAUAUAAAA